Molecule: messenger RNA, 729 nt
Organism: Colletotrichum destructivum
Lineage: Eukaryota; Fungi; Ascomycota; Sordariomycetes; Glomerellales; Glomerellaceae
Product: Putative ubiquitin-conjugating enzyme E2, ubiquitin-conjugating enzyme/RWD
Exons: 2
Coding region: 228-728 (166 amino acids)
Cellular component (GO): cytosol; endoplasmic reticulum
Source: RefSeq, a predicted model, not a curated record
ACCGGCAAUCGCUCCACGUCCAUCCCAACUCGCGCUGGUGUGUAAGUCAACGGUGUCAACAGCGGGUCAUACACAACAUCACCACUUUCGAACAACCCCUUUCGAUCUUCUUACAAUUCUCCAAUCGAACCACUUACAUCUGCGUCCGAUAUACACUCCGUCCGAAACAUCCGCGACUCGUAACAGUUCAGCCCCCCCCCCAACGAGCUCUAGAACAGCCCCGCGUCAUGGCCCAGUCCACCGCCCACCGCCGCCUCCUCCAGGAAUACCGCGCCCUGACGAACAACCCGCCCGAGGGCAUCACCGCCGGCCCAGUCUCCGAGGAUGACCUCCUGCACUGGGAGGCCUUGAUCCAGGGCCCUGAGGGCACCCCCUUCGAGGGCGGCGUCUUCCCCGCCGAGCUCAAGUUCCCCAAGGACUACCCCCUCGCCCCGCCGACCAUGAAGUUCCUCGUCGACAUGUGGCACCCCAACAUCUACCCCAGCGGCCUCGUCUGCAUCUCCAUCCUUCACCCGCCCGGCGACGACCCCAACCACUACGAGCACGCCUCGGAGCGCUGGUCCCCCAUCCAGUCCGUCGAGAAAAUCCUCAUCUCUGUCAUGAGCAUGCUCGCCGAGCCCAACGACGAGAGCCCAGCCAACGUCGAGGCCGCCAAGAUGUGGCGCGAGCGCCGCGCCGACUAUGAACAGAAGGUCCGCGACGGCGUGCGGCGGUCGCUGGGCUUAUAGA